AUGAAUAGGCUUUGGGCUUCCUGUGGAUCGAUUAUUUGGUACAAGAAUCCCUGAAAUCUUUUAUAAAAAUCGAAAAUGAAUUAUCGAGUGUUCCGAUUUCUCAGCCAUGUACGACAGCCGUUCUCUCGCUCAAUCCAAACCACUCCUACACGUUCUCAAGAUUAUAAAAUAGUCCAAGUAGGCGAAGCUGAAGAUUUUAUCCAUCGCUGCAUGACCAAGGUUGGAACAUCUAGUGAGCACGCCGUUCAACUUGCUAAAGUCUUGAUUUCAGGGGAUGUUAGAGGACACUUUAGCCAUGGACUUAAUAGAUUAGAGAUGUACGUUCAUGACAUUGAGGUUGGUACGACGAUCAGUCAGGGUGAACCAAAGGUCGUGAAGGAAAGCCCGGCAACUGCUUUGGUUGAUGGGAACAACUUGCUUGGACCGGUUGUUGGUAACGUUUGCAUGGAUAUUGCCAUCAAAAAAGCCAAAGAAGUAGGCAUUGCAUGGGUAGCAUGUAAAGGUUCAAAUCACUAUGGUAUUGCAGGAUGGUAUACUUUGCGAGCCUUAGAACAUGGAUUAAUUGGGAUUAGUGUCACUAACACGUCGCCAUUGGUUGUGCCGACCAGAGGGAGAGAGGUUACUCUAGGAACAAAUCCAAUAUCUGUGUCUGCACCAGGGAGGAGUGGGGAUAGUUUUGUCCUAGACAUGGCAACAUCCGCUGUAGCUCUUGGAAAGAUUGAGAUGAACAAGCGCAAGAAUGAACCAAUACCACGUGGAUGGGGUGUAGAUAAUAAGGGUUUGGAAACGUUAGAUCCUCUUGACGUACUUGACCGAGGAGGUGGACAGUUGCCUCUGGGUGGCACAGAGCUAACAAGUGGAUACAAGGGAUAUGGUUUGGCCAUGAUGGUAGAAGUACUGUCAGGCGUGUUGGCUGGUAGUGCUAUUGGUCCUGAUAUUCGUCGCUGGAAGGGUGAUGACAGAAUCGCUAACUUGGSCCAGUGUUUUGCUGCUAUCAAUCCUGCCAUGUUUGAGACUGGUUUUGAAGACAGGAUGCAGGGUCUUAUUGAUCACUGCAGAAGGAUGAAACCAGCAGAAGGUGAAGACCAGGUACUGGUUGCUGGUGACCCUGAAAGAAUCCACAUGAAGAAAGUCGAACAAGAGGGAGGCAUUCGUUACCAUGUAAACCUGCUGGCAUCUUUGGACAACCUCGCUGAUAAACUCAGUGUUCAACGAAUGGCAACAAAAGAGAGCGCCAAUUAAUGAGCCUAAGAUGUCAAUACCACGUGAUUGUUGGACGAUCACGUGACUGGUGGAGGGAUAGUUGCCAGCAUAUAGGGUGACGUGUAGAUUAGACAUUUUCAAAUUCACAUUCAAGUAGUGUUUUAUAAUCGUUCAGGGUAGUUAGUGAUAGAUACAUAGCCUAUUAUAUCAUGGCUUUAUAUUUUCACAAUAUAAACCUCUUAUUCAAACUUUCGUUAAAUAAUAAUCCCUUUUCUAAUAUUCCUCUUCACAGUUCCCUGCGCCAUCUUGAAAGGUAGCCGUGCCUUUGCAUCGAAGCGAGACGAACGGUGUGCAUGCAAAGUUAGGGACCUUUUUUCAACACCUUGGACAGUUAUUCGCAUGUCUCUAUCAUUGCAAGCUCACCGUUUGUCUCGCUUCGAUGCAAAGGCACGGCUACCUUUCAAGAUGGCGCAGGGAACUGUGAAAGGACUAUUCGGUAAAUACCGCUUUGUUUUACAACUAYAUUUGCGGAAGUCAUCCGUAAUGUAAAAAAAUGCGCAAGUCGAACAAUACCAAUGUUUUGAAAUCCCACAGACUUUUAAUGGUAUCUGUGAAUAGCUGACUUAUAAAUGAAGCCUGUGCAAAUGAGUCUGUAGUCUUCAAAAACAGCCGUAUGCAUCGAAUACGAACCUGGUGUAUUGGUAAUCAAUGAUGAAAGUGAAGUAGUGAGCUCAUCUCUCUAAGGUCUCCACUCGUGAGGAGAGUCUGUUGGGUAUCUUGUUUGAUUCGAGAGUCUUUUUUAAUUAUAGGGUUAGUUAUUUUUGUAAUGAGAUUUUUGAUGAGGGCUAUAGCGGGUUAGACGUUAAUAGAGCGUUUUCACGUGACGUCACAGCGGCCAUUAUGGGGUACCAAAACAAUACAUUUUCUAUCCUCCUGGAAUAGCGCAGCGCAGCCGUGACGUCAUCAAUACGAAGACAAAGGCGAAAU
Molecule: messenger RNA, 2190 nt
Organism: Actinia tenebrosa (Australian red waratah sea anemone)
Lineage: Eukaryota; Metazoa; Cnidaria; Anthozoa; Actiniaria; Actiniidae
Molecular function (GO): oxidoreductase activity
Source: RefSeq, a predicted model, not a curated record